Molecule: messenger RNA, 528 nt
Organism: Eubalaena glacialis (North Atlantic right whale)
Lineage: Eukaryota; Metazoa; Chordata; Mammalia; Artiodactyla; Balaenidae
Product: lithostathine-like
Exons: 5
Coding region: 1-528 (175 amino acids)
Biological process (GO): antimicrobial humoral immune response mediated by antimicrobial peptide; response to peptide hormone; venom-mediated disruption of cell wall in another organism
Molecular function (GO): peptidoglycan binding; oligosaccharide binding; signaling receptor activity
Source: RefSeq, a predicted model, not a curated record
AUGAUGUCUUCCAUGGGCCUCCCCAGCCUGUCCUGGAUGCUGCUCUCCUGCAUGAUGCUCCUGUCUCAAGUCCAAGGGGAAGAUUCCCAGAAGAAACUGCCCUCUGCACGGAUCAGCUGUCCCAAAGGCUCCAUGGCCUAUGCGUCCUACUGCUAUGCCUUGUUUACAACACCUAAAACCUGGAUGGAUGCAGACAUGACCUGCCAGAAGAGGCCCUCAGGCCACCUUGUGUCUGUGCUCAGUGGGGCUGAGGGAUCCUUCGUGGCCUCCCUGGUCAAGAACAACUUGAAAACCCUCUCAGACGUCUGGAUUGGGCUCCAUGACCCCACAGAGGGCUCUGAGCCCAAUGCCAGUGGAUGGGAGUGGAGUAGCACUGAUGUGCUCAAUUACGUGGCCUGGGAGAGAAAUCCAGCCACCAUCUCAAACCCAGGCUACUGUGGGAGCCUGUCCAGAAGCUCAGGGUAUCUGAGGUGGAGAGAUUAUAACUGUUAUGUGAACUUACCCUAUGUCUGCAAGUUCAAGGGCUAA